AUGGAAAACAAUGAAACAUUGAGCUCUCUUGUUAUUUCCACGCUCAACGAGAUUGACGUAAAAAUGGAACUAGGAGAGAUAGACAGGUUAUUGCGUCUCGGAAAAAAAGACGAGAAUAACAAGAAAAUUAGACCAAUUUUACUCACAACUACGAGUACUACGCAACAAAGAAAAGCACAAAUUAUGAAAAACAAAAGAAAAUUAAAGUCUACUGCUUACAUCACCCAUGACCUACCCAAAGAAAUCUUACAAAAAAGAAAAGAAUCCAGGAUUCAGAACAGUAACAAAACAGAAAACGAAAAAAGGAAGAGGGCUGACACACCUAGCCCCAAAAGUCAGAACGCUGCAACUUCAAAGGUGCCUAAAACCACCAAGAACAACAACUUUCAGAAAGAAGCCAACCAAAUUGAUGCAUUCCAAUACAUGCGGGAGAGAUCCUACUCCUUCUCGGAUAAAAACACCUACAGAAAUUAA
Messenger RNA from Aricia agestis (brown argus), 474 nucleotides. RefSeq lists its product as uncharacterized. The transcript has a single exon. The record is from RefSeq and is a predicted model, not a curated record. The coding region runs from base 1 to 474 and encodes 157 amino acids. Lineage: Eukaryota; Metazoa; Arthropoda; Insecta; Lepidoptera; Lycaenidae.